AUGUCUCUGCACCAAUGUCCUGGCAUGUUAUCAAGUUCCUCCAAUCCCCCUGACUCAGAUUCAAUUUAUGCCCAUAGCUCUUCAGUCUCUUCUGUUGAGUUAUCUCCAGAGCCCAUCAAACACAGAAAACAUAAGAAUCAGCGGUCAGACUCACCAGAACCGUCAAAGCUCAGAAAACGGAAGCGCAAGCAUUCCAAUCAUGAAGAGGAUCUUGAAUCCAAACCUCAUAGCAAAGUCAAGUCAUCUAAACGUCCAAGCCAUAGGGGGGGUACUAGUAAGGAAAAGGGCAAUACUACGCCACACGAGCAGUGUCUACAUUUUUCUCGAUGGAUACCACAAGGUGUGGACAUGUUCUGUAUCCUUAAAGAUGUCUUCCGCCUCGCACCAUUAAUUGAGGAGGCUCGUAACUACAACCCCGAUGAUGAUGAGGAUGACCGCAAGGUACUGGAUAAUGUGCUCGCUCACAUAUCGAAGGACGGGUGCGACCAAAUUCUCUGGACUUAUGAGAAGAUCCUAAAAUCAGAUGAGCUGCAUGAGAUUCUUGACGAGGCAGAUGCAAUACCUAAUCGGACAGACGACAAGCCUUUGAAACCUGCGAUCUUCCCAGAGAGCAAGGGCUCGCGUGCCAAGAUGGGUUUCAAUCACCCUGACCUUGCUCUGAUGUUAUGUCCUGUCAAAUACCUUGCUGGAUACCAAAAGGAGCCUUCGGUUACGAAAGCCAAACUCGAAUGCGGGGAACUGAAGAUGGAUGCACGUGCUUGGCCAGCACUUUUAUACAAGGGUAAAGUAGCUGGGGAGGCCUUCAAUCCAAAGAACAUCCAGGAUGGCCUAUUUGAAGGAUACCUUCUUGAACGGGUAAUGAAACAUGUUCUGACUGGUCCAUCAUCUGCUUUUGGUGGUGAUGAUUUCCACGUACCAAACUCUUGCAAUGUGUCGCUCCAUGGCAUGACAUCUAUCGAAGCUGAGAACAUUGCAUAUGCAGCCGUGGUGGCACGCUCAGCAAUCUCUUCUCGUGACAAGUGGUCUGUGGAUGACGGCACAUACUCAUACCGCAAGGCAUAUUAUCGGACAAUUGAUAUAAUUUGCAAUCCCCCGGAUGAAGUGUGGGCCAAGGCAAUCAUCCAACAUUAUAACCUGAAACUGUUUAAAGACAAGGGGGGACGCGGAGCAGGACUGUUGAACUCUGCAACAUCAGAUGCUGGGGAGGAUGAUGAAGAUGAUGACAUUGCUGUGAUGUGUAAGCAAUUUGCACUUCAAUCUGCUAACCCCCCUCCUGCACCACCAAGUCCCAAGCCCGAGGUACUUCCUGUGGAACAUUGUGACUUAGGGUUUGAUAAUCAAAAUUUAGAUGCAGUUGGUAACAUUCAUGACAGUACACUUCCUCCAAGGUUCCGCUCCCCAAAGGUCACUAGCCCACCAGCUUCACCAUCUCCUCUGCCACCCACUCCUAGGGUACACACUAUCCCAAGGGCAUGCCCUGCCCAACACAAGGCAAAUCCACACCCACAAUCUCCAGUUCCACCCACUCCUGUGCUGCAGCACUCGCCAUCUCCUCUGCCACCCACUCGGACUCCUAGGGCACACACUAUCCCAAGGGCACACCCUGUCCAACACAAGGCAAAUUCACGUCCAGGAUCCCCCGCUCCACCUCCUGCUCUGUGCACACCGCUUCCCCGCAAGAAACAGAAGCAUGUCCAGCCAGAUAGCCCACUGACGGAAUCAGAAGCAUCACAUGAAGAAGUGGAUGCUCCCAUUUGA
This is a messenger RNA of Suillus paluster, 1758 nucleotides long. RefSeq lists its product as uncharacterized. Lineage: Eukaryota; Fungi; Basidiomycota; Agaricomycetes; Boletales; Suillaceae. The record is from RefSeq and is a predicted model, not a curated record. The coding region runs from base 1 to 1758 and encodes 585 amino acids. The transcript is spliced from 12 exons.